AUGACAUCCUUCCGCAUAGCACCCGAUGAUUCCGAGAACGACUAUGGCACCUCGCUCGUGCGGCUGAACAACUUGGGGCAUAGCCACGCGCGCCUCAUGCGUCGCAUCCGCAUCGAAAUUCGACCACCAAAGCUACCGGAAGUCGACAUUUGGCGAUGGUUCCGCCCGUACAAUGUCGACGACUACGAGAAAUUGAUUGUCCAAUGGCGCGAUUUCAUCCAUGCUCUCAAGGAUGCCGGUGUGCAAGCUGAACGGCUACCGUGGACUUUGGGCGACCUUUCAGUGCGACAUAUCACGAGAGCUGGCUUCAUAAGUGCAGCACAGGCGGCACAGAUCGCCGCUCUGCACGAACUUAUCAUCAAACCAGUGCUGCGCCGUGCGGAGUUCUUCCCACUCAUAGGAUUUGCCAACGUCGCAGAUCGAGUUAGAACCCACGCGAAGGCGGGCUCUGUUGUUGCAUUUGACCGCAGGCUGAUGGAGCAGAUGCCGAAAAUUGAGGAGGCGCUUGCACAUCUUGACUGGAAACAGGAUUGA
Fulvia fulva is the source of this 534-nucleotide messenger RNA. RefSeq lists its product as uncharacterized. Bases 1 to 534 code for a protein of 177 amino acids. The record is from RefSeq and is a predicted model, not a curated record. The transcript has a single exon. NCBI's taxonomy places the organism in Eukaryota, Fungi, Ascomycota, Dothideomycetes, Mycosphaerellales, Mycosphaerellaceae.